Acomys russatus (golden spiny mouse) is the source of this 771-nucleotide messenger RNA. RefSeq names its product neuromedin B (gene Nmb). The coding region runs from base 82 to 528 and encodes 148 amino acids. Gene Ontology annotation, molecular function: neuropeptide hormone activity; neuromedin B receptor binding. The record is from RefSeq and is a predicted model, not a curated record. The transcript is spliced from 2 exons. Gene Ontology annotation, cellular component: neuron projection. Lineage: Eukaryota; Metazoa; Chordata; Mammalia; Rodentia; Muridae. Gene Ontology annotation, biological process: positive regulation of hormone secretion; neuropeptide signaling pathway.
GACUGUAGUUUAAAAGGCUGCAAGGCGGGCUUCGCUAACUAGCAUCCAGUAGUGCCAGAGGAGAGCCCGCUCGGCACAGCUAUGACCCGGCAGGCAAGGGGUUCUUGGCUGCUCCGCGGUGUCCUGCUCUUCGCGUUGUUUGCUGCCGGCGUCGCACCCUUCAACUGGGAUCUCCCGGAGCCCCGGAGCCGAGCCAGCAAGAUUCGAGUGCACCCUCGGGGCAACCUCUGGGCGACCGGUCACUUCAUGGGCAAGAAGAGUCUGGAGCCCCCGAGCCUGUCACUGGUGGGGACAGCAUCCCCCAACACCCAGAGGGACCAGAGACUGCAGCUGAGUCAUGAUCUGCUCAGGCUCCUCCUGCUAAAGAAAGCUCUAGGCAUGAAUCUCGGUGGUCCAGCUGCCCCAGUCCAGGUGAGCCCCUACCGCAGUCAGUCGCAGCCCCAGGAUGGAAGAAUUGCCAGCCAGCAUGGGUUCAGGGUGGGACCACCUAGCCAGGGCUCCAGGGCUCAAAGGGGAAUAGGUCAGUGACUAGAAAAAUGAAGAAGCAGGCUGCAUGGGGGAAAGUUCCUCCUUGCCCAUGCCCAGUCUGAAGUCACAGGCUAGGACUAUUCUAGCCCUUAAACAGAGCUUCCUCCUCCUUGCCACACAGCCUUGCCCGCCCCAACUGUCACCCACUGUGCUAGCCAGGCGUCUGUGCUUGUGUUUGGUCGAGCUGUGAUCCUGGAGGCCUAGAAGUGGGAAAGGAGGUUAGCAGUGGAGACAGGGCUCAGA